Molecule: messenger RNA, 2787 nt
Organism: Postia placenta MAD-698-R-SB12
Lineage: Eukaryota; Fungi; Basidiomycota; Agaricomycetes; Polyporales; Adustoporiaceae
Exons: 10
Coding region: 1-2787 (928 amino acids)
Biological process (GO): mismatch repair
Cellular component (GO): nucleus
Molecular function (GO): ATP-dependent DNA damage sensor activity; ATP binding; mismatched DNA binding
Source: RefSeq, a predicted model, not a curated record
AUGGAACCGUCUCCACUUCAGCCCAAAAAUCGGCUUGCGUCUGGGAUCCUCGAUAACCUCGCGCGAUUCCCCCAUUGCAUUCUCCUAACUCGCGUGGGUCAAUUCUAUGAGUCAUACUUCGACCAAGCCCAAGAGGUAGCUCACUUGCUUAAUAUCAAGCUAACGCAGCGAACGUGGAAUGGCCAGCGCGUCUGGAUGUGCGGCUUCCCUCUGAUGCACCUCGACAAGUACCUGAAAAUUCUGGUGCAGAAUCACAAGCGCUUCGUCGCACUGUGCGAGGAAUUUCCCCGGUCCCCGCACCUGGGUCCAAAGGGCGGCUUUGACAGACGUGUAGUCCGCAUCGUGACGCCGGGCACGCUCAUUGACGAGCCAUUCCUGAACCCAUAUGAGAAUAACUAUCUUCUCGCGAUCGUAGACCCCGAGUCGCCAGCUCAGCAGGGGCCAGAGUCUGCGACUGAUCGCCUUGGCCUUGCCUGGACAGAUGUCUCCACUGGAGAGCUGUUCACCAAAACCAUUCCAAUUGGAAGUCUUCGUGAUGAACUAGCUCGAAUAAGUCCUCGAGAGGUUGUUCUCGAUGAGGGCAGCAAUAAAGAUCGCUCGCACCCUGUAUACCAAGCAACCAUGGAAGAGGACUGCUUUGUAUCAUUCUACUCUCCUUCCACCGAUGCGAUACAAUAUACGCCGACUCUCGUCUCAAGCAUUGACACGGGCACUGACGAUGUGACAGCUCCAUCCGAGCAGAGUGGUAUAGCGCUUUCAAACCUGGAGAACGACGCCAUUACGUUGCUCACUGCCUUCAUGCAAGCCAAUCUCCUCGAGCAUAUGCCCCGUCUUUCCUUGCCGAGUCGAGAAAGUACCAAAGGACGGAUGCAAAUUGACGCACACACUAUCAAGGCGCUCGAGAUUCGGGAAGGGUACAGCGAUGGGGGCUCCACGGGAAGUCUGAUCAGUGCGAUCAAACGCACUGUUACCAGUAGUGGAACCCGCCUUCUAGUUCGCUGGCUAUGCUCUCCGAGUACAUCACUCGAGGAGAUCAAUGCGCGCCAAUCUCUUGUGGCCUUCUUUUAUGCACGGCCUCAUCUUCGCGAUGACCUGUUACAGUCGCUGAGAGAGCUCGACGAUGCUUCUCGUAUCGUGCAAAAAUUCCUGCUCGGGCGUGGUCAGCCAAGUGACUUGGCUGCCAUCUCAAGCACGAUUCGUAUCUGGGAAUCGAUCAAGAAGCAAAUUGAAUUUGAGAAGAUCAUGGAGAAAACACAUCGGGAGCUCAAGCCUCAAGAGUGGGAGAGUGUUGAAGCGUUGCUGCACGGGAUGUAUCACCUUGAAUCGCUUUCGGAAAGGAUCGAGGGCGCUAUCAAUGCCGCAAACAUUCGGGAACUAUCUACGCCGAGUGAUCCCAUUCCAGACAAUGACGAGGCUUCCGACUCCGAUUCCGAUCCAAAGACUCUCCUAUCUACAUCUGCUCCUGUCAUCAACACGAACAAUGCAUUCGGUGGCUACAAGUGGCAAAUCAGGCGUGGAUUUUCUGCAGACCUUGAUGAACUCCACAACACGUUUGAGAAAAUUCUUGAGCGCAAGCAGCUACUUGAACAACAACUCCAGUCAACUUACAAUGCUCCAUCUCUUUCUCUUCGGUCGUCUCCUGGUCAAGGCAUGCAUGUGCAUGUGGCAAAAGGAAAACGGGACUCAUCGAGGCUCACCGCCUCAUCUCAUUUCAUUCCACUAUCUACAAGCAGUUCGACAAACACUUUCUUCUACCAAGAGUGGUCUCAACUGGGAGCACAGUUCAUUGAGACUAUCACUGCCAUACAAAGAGCCGAGAAAGCUGCUUUUGAAGCCCUUCGUGACGAGGCAAGCGCACGUUAUAUACCUUUUGUCAUUGCACACUCCGGCCAAUUGCGGCGUAACGCCCGUAUACUGGAUGAGCUAGACGUUACAAUUUCGUACGCCAAUCUGGCGGUUGACAUGAACCUCGUGCGACCGCAUCUGACAGACAGUUCCAUAUACCGCGUAGUCAAUGGUCGACAUCCAACUGUGGAGCUUGGCUUGCUCCGUGCAGGACGAGGCUUCACUCCGAACACGGUGACUCUGACUCCGACCUCAUCGUUACAUGUCAUAACCGGGCCGAAUAUGGCUGGCAAAUCUACCCUCCUGCGCCAAACUGCUCUCAUCUCUGUCCUUGCUCAGAGCGGUUCCUUUGUUCCCGCGGACUCGGCCGAACUUGGGGUUGUCGACAGGGUGUUCUCUCGUAUAGGAGCGCGAGAUGAUCUCUUCCGUGAUCGAAGCACCUUUAUGGUAGAAAUGCUGGAGACAAACGAGAUCCUCCGGAGAGCUACUCCUCGAAGCUUGGUCAUCAUGGAUGAAGUUGGCAGGGGGACGACCGUUGAUGAUGGACUGGCCAUCGCCUUCGCCGCAGUGCACCACUUAGUCACGGUCAACAAAUGUCGCGCUCUAUUCGCGACACAUUUUCAUGAGCUUGCGGACAUGCUAGGAUGUACGGGACAUCAGGGGCAAGGUCCAUUCUCAGGGGUGAGCUUCUUCUGCACUGACGUUGAUGAGACCGAGGACGGUUACUUUGCGUACUCGCAUCGCUUGCAGCCUGGUGUCAACCGCAAUAGCCAUGGUCUGAAAGUUGCCCAGUUGUCAGGCAUGCCGGAGUCGGCUAUGGCAGUAGCGAACACAGCGCUGUCAUGGCUUAAGAAGCGGAGAACGAGCCAAGACAGCGCCCAGGUCUUGCGAGCUUUGGGACAAUCGCUAGCGUCUCCAAAGUCAAUUGCAUCCACCUCUUAG